Cuscuta campestris is the source of this 2057-nucleotide messenger RNA. The record is from the annotation of a GenBank genome assembly. Lineage: Eukaryota; Viridiplantae; Streptophyta; Magnoliopsida; Solanales; Convolvulaceae.
AUUGUUGCAAUUGAUGUUUUUUUAGAGGUUAAGUUUGUCUAUCAGCAAAUGAAGGUUGUAUCUGAUAACAAUGGAAAUUUUGAGGUAAAAAUGUUUACUUUUGCAUCACUUGAAUUUUUUUUACCGGAUUUGAAUGUGGUUUUGAUUUCUACUCGAGUGCUUUCCAGAUUCAAAAUGGUAAUUUUUUUAUUACCACAAAAGACUUGGAGUUUGAAUGGUUACUUCACGGUGACGGGUGUGAGCUAGGUUUAGGUACACUUGAUGUUCUUCCCAUUGUGCCCCAGGGUACCCAUAGAAUCCAAUGGGAGAACGGACCGUGGCAUUCACUUUAGUCUUCAUCCACAGCUUCAGAGGUUUUCUUGACAAUUACUGCAAAGAUGCUGCACUUUACUCGGUAAUUAGAAGCAUGGAGUUUAGUAUAUCUGUUCACAACCUUGACGAAACGAUAAAGCUUGGCCAUGAUGGCUCGUGGGAGAUUACCUUUAACAAAAAAUCGGGUGCAAUUGAGUGCUGGAAGGUUGAGGGCAUUUCGGUGCACCUGGACCAUAAGCACAUGGGAUUAGGAGGGGAUGAUAGCUGGUCACCUUGUGUUCAUGAUCAGUAUCUUCUUCCUCCUGUUCCAUACUCUUUCUGCCUCAGGUUUGACUCAGAACAUUCCUGUCCUGUUGACUUUCGUGAAGGCAAUCAUAGACAGGCAACAUCUACCCUUUUAGCAGGCUUGGUUUCACAUCGUUAUGCAGAUGCUUCGAAAAAGCCAUACCAACCUAUUGACCUUAUGGAUGACAUGAGGAGGGAAUAUGGGAUUACUAUGUCUUAUAAGAAGGCUUUGGUAGUUAAAAGAAAAGCGAUGAGCAAACUCUAUGGUUCAGAUGAUCAACUGUACCGCUUGUUGCCUGCGAUGCAAGCAUGGAUUCAUUGCUUUCCAAUCCUUAUUAUAGAUGGGACUUUCAUGAAGGCUUACUUUCGUGGAACACUGCUGACUGCAUGCACACAAGAUGCUAAUCGACAGAUUGUCCCUUUAGCAUUUGGCAUAUGUGACGCUGAGAACAAUGAGUCUUGGUUGUGGUUCUUAAGCAAUGUGAAACAUUCACUUAUUGAACGCAGUGACAUGUGCAUCAUCUCAGACCGUCAUGAUGGUAUCUUGUUUGCAGUAGAUAAGCUGUUUCCUUCUAUUCCUCAUUGCUAUUGUACUGAACAUAUAUUGCGCAAUCUCAAAGGGAAAUUUAAGGGCAAAUCAGAAUCAAUUGAGUGGAAGUUCAGAGCUGCUUCUCGGGCUGCUACUGUUGAAGAGUGUGAGGAGUAUCUUUCAAUGUUGGAUGAUCCGCGUAUACGGGUAUACCUUGAUAAGAUUGGAGUUGCAAAGUGGUCUAGAUAUAAGAGUCCAACAUCACGUUACUCCUCCAUGACUUCAAAUUUGGCUGAGUUAAUGAACAAUGUCAAUAAAAAUGCAUGGGAUUAUUCUGUAGCAAAAUUGGUUGAAUUCCUUCGUGCAAUUGGUAAACGCCCUGGGUUAUCCUGCUACGAAUUUAUUUCCACCUUUUACAAAUUGGAAGCAUUGGUGUGCACAUAUGCUGGAAUUGUUCAUCCUAUUGGUGAUGUGUCUGGAUGGGUGAUUCCUCAAGAUAUUCUAUCAAGGAAAUGUGACCCUCCAUCUUACAACAAGCGCCCUCCUGGAAGACCUAAGAAGAAAAGGUAUCCUUCUGUAGGGGAGCUCCGUUAUGGCAAACGUAGAGUGAAGCAAAGAUGUUCGAGGUGCAAGUCUCAUGGCCACAACAUGAAAUCAUGCACUAAUCCAAUUCCAAUGGCAGAUGUAGCUCUUACUUAAGAGUUGUUUAGUAUCAUUUACUUUAUCUCUUUCCGACUAUAUGUAUUUCAAUUUGAGAUGUUCUUAUUACAAAUAUGGAUGAUUUAAUGUUUUAUGUUCUUUUUGUUGAACAAUAUGGUCCUUGAACUCCACGCUUUAUAUUUAAUAGCCAAAUACUUCUUACAUUUUUACACAAUUUCAAGAGUUACACUUUAUACGUCCAUACAUGACUCCAUAAAAUGGAAUUUAUUUC